Messenger RNA from Poecilia latipinna (sailfin molly), 1305 nucleotides. It is a transcript of the gene gpatch11, whose product is annotated as G patch domain containing 11. The record is from RefSeq and is a predicted model, not a curated record. The transcript is spliced from 8 exons. Gene Ontology annotation, cellular component: kinetochore. Gene Ontology annotation, molecular function: nucleic acid binding. NCBI's taxonomy places the organism in Eukaryota, Metazoa, Chordata, Actinopteri, Cyprinodontiformes, Poeciliidae. Bases 127 to 903 code for a protein of 258 amino acids.
GAUGGUCGGAAAUUUUCUUCGAACGAACCAAACACAGGGGAGCAACAAAAUUAACCAGCGAGCAUUUGUUUGAGCUGAUUCGCUCUUUAUUUUUAAUUGUACUACUUUUUUUUUCUGCAAUUCACAAUGUCGGACCAGGAAGAAGAUUAUAUGUCGGAUGCAUUCCUCAGUAAAAUUCAGGAUGUGAAGCCAGGAGUCAACAUGGUGAGGAGGGUGAAGGAAGCCAUCAGAAAGGAGGAAAAACAAAAGGAGAAGAAUAUCCAGAACCGUCAGAAGAGCUAUAAGGAGCAGGAGAAGGAGAGCCGAGAAGCAGCUUUACAGAGCUCCAUCAGCAAUCAGAACAAGGGCUUUGCCCUUCUUCAAAAGAUGGGUUACAAAGCUGGCCAAGGCCUUGGUAAAGAGGGAGCAGGAAGGGUUGAUCCAAUUCCUCUAAGUAUUAAAGCAGACAGAGGGGGUAUUGGUCUUGAAGAGAUGAAAAAAAGAAAAGCUGAGGAGGAACUCCACCAUUAUCGUCAGAAAGUUCGAGCCAAACAGCAGAACGAGGCCAAGUCUCUGGAGGAUUUUAGGUCAAGAGUCAGAACAGAGAGAGAAGAGCGGAAGAUUGAAGGAGACCUGAGGAGGAGUCAGCGGUCUUGUGAGCAGCUUGACAAUCAGAAGGGCAUAACUGCUCCCAGAGAACCCUGGUACUGGCCCAAAGAUGAUGGUGAUGACGAGGAAGAUCCUGUUGAAGAGGAGGACGAAGAGGAAGAAAUUCCAGAGCUAAAUCCCUCUGAUAAAUUGCAAAUUAUUACAUCCUAUUUACGAGGAGUCCAUUUUUACUGCAUAUGGUGUGGAACCACAUAUAAUGAUGAGGAGGACCUGGCUUCUAAUUGUCCGGGAGAUACAGCAGCAGAUCACGAAUGAUCCUGAUUAAGAGACAUUCAGUAGCUUCCUCCUUAAAAAACAGCAACAUUUAUUUGUUUCUUAAAAUACCUUUGGCGUAAUAAAGAUAAUGUUACAGUGCAAAUCGGAAUCAACAGACUUUAGAGUAACAGUAUUUGAUAAUAUUAGUUGUAAUUUGUGAAACGUUCAUGUAUUGUUUAAAUCUUUUGUCAGUUUGUGUGUUUCUUUUCUUCAACAGUGUGAUAAAGUUGCAUUUACAAAUUGUUUUAAAAUGAUGGAGGAAUCUCUUUCAUGUGUUUCAAAAGCAGCCAUAGUAAAAUUAUUUUUCAGAAAUCUUGUGUUGAUGAAAUUCGGGUUUUGUCAUUUUCAAAAAUUGUUGACUUUGAGUUACUUAGAAAGAGGUCAUAUUGUUGAUGUUUAAAA